This is a messenger RNA of Darwinula stevensoni, 829 nucleotides long. NCBI's taxonomy places the organism in Eukaryota, Metazoa, Arthropoda, Ostracoda, Podocopida, Darwinulidae. The record is from the annotation of a GenBank genome assembly.
AUGUACACUUCUCUGCAGGUGAUUGCAGUCAUCACCAUCGAUGUUCUCAUUCAAGACUUUGUCAGAAAUGGGGCAACGAGUGGGCCGGCACGAGCCACUGCUAACGCCGCCAUAUUCUUCUUGCUGAUGAUCAUCUAUUUGGUCUGCUCACUCGUCCUCAUUUAUGCUGCAGAAAAAGUGAAAUCAGAGAAAGCUCCACUUGCCAUGGCUGAUUGUACACCCACUGGUAACGGUGGCAUUGAUGGCCGUAAUGGGAGUCGCAAACACUGGACCCAUAUCCGGCGAUUUCAACAUCUACUCCUAUCUGCUAGUGACCCAUUCCUCCUACAAUGUAGGGGUCAUACAGAUGUUCAUCAUAUUAUGGUUCCUGAUCUACUUGUGGGUGGUGGUGGUCGCAAAUUACCAGAAGCUCGGAACGCAGGGCACCACGCAGCCACUCAGCAACUGGCGAGGCUAGUGCCUCCCUCGAAGGAAUUCCUAAGAAACGCGGAUCUCCUGGGCCGCGCCAUCCGAACGCCAUCUCUGAUUCGUUUCCUGUGUAGCCGGAUGAUGCACACACAUUAUUCGAAGGAGUGACAUUUUCACCAUGCAAGUUCAUAAAUUGAAGGAAUUUUAAAUUGCACAGCCUUGAAUAAGGCUGCAAGAAUAGAGUACAAAGAAAGAGGGUAAGACAAAAACCAUCGGCCAAGCAUGUAUCACAGGAAUAGGUUUUUAAUUUUUUUAGAACGCCAAAUCUUGAAUGUGCUAACCCCUCUCCAGGGAAAAAAGAAGUCUACGUCCGAAUAUAUAAAAGUUCAGGGGUUGUGUGCCUUAUCCAUGAAUGUUACUU